CUAAGAAAAAAAAACGAAAAAUAACUAAAUUGGCGUAUCGCUAAUAUUUUGAAAAAAAAAUUUUUCCAACAAAAUAUCAGUUUGUACAACCGAUAUUACGUUUAACAAAAGAAAAGAAAAAUGCCAGCAAGAAAUAGAAAGAAGGGCUCCGUCAAUGCACGUUUGGAUUUAGCGCGUAAGCAAAAUUCUACCUCAGCAAGAGUUGACUUCGACAGCAAAUCGGUGGGCAAAGAUAUUCUGGAAAAGGAUAAAAUUUCCCCAAUAGAAGUACUCGAAGCAGAAGAGACUACUUUAGAAGGAUGUAUUUGUAAUCGGGAACCAAAUACUUUUGUUUGCAUCUUUUGCAAAAUGUUUAGCUUUGGACGUAUCGUUGAGGCGUGUACCAUACAUCCGAACGUUACCUACUUAAUGGAUUUCACUUGCUGCCCGUAUUGUUCCGGACCGGCCGAACACCUUCAUAUUGUUAAUAUGGAAUAUCAACGUUAUUUCAAAACCUAAAUAACAAACAAUUGCUCGCAACAAUUGGGUAAUUAAGUAAUUGCGAGACUUCGGUCUUAAUAAACAUGGGCGACAAGUCUGCAGUUGGAGCAGAAAGUAAUCAAAUUACUUUAGAGCUUUAGCAGUUUUCGAUGUAAUUUUAAUAUUAUGAACUUUGUUUCUCUUAGUGUAUAGUUUCUUUUUUUUUAGUAUUACAUGCAUUGAAAUCCAAGUUGAUUUAAGAGAAAAUAUAUAUGAAAUAUUAUGAAUUGAUAAA
Ceratitis capitata (Mediterranean fruit fly) is the source of this 754-nucleotide messenger RNA. RefSeq lists its product as uncharacterized. The coding region runs from base 121 to 498 and encodes 125 amino acids. The record is from RefSeq and is a predicted model, not a curated record. The transcript is spliced from 2 exons. NCBI's taxonomy places the organism in Eukaryota, Metazoa, Arthropoda, Insecta, Diptera, Tephritidae.